This is a messenger RNA of Trematosphaeria pertusa, 1881 nucleotides long. RefSeq lists its product as uncharacterized. The record is from RefSeq and is a predicted model, not a curated record. Bases 192 to 1853 code for a protein of 553 amino acids. The transcript is spliced from 2 exons. Lineage: Eukaryota; Fungi; Ascomycota; Dothideomycetes; Pleosporales; Trematosphaeriaceae.
GUCUUCAUCACUAGAACCUUGUGUAUCAGCAUAGUCAAUACAAUACAGACGUGCCACGCCGGUGUAUCAGUCUCAGAUGCCAUAUUCUCCGCCAAAGUGUGGCUCUCCAAAGCGCUUCCAUACCAGCAUUUUGUCUCCCCCAAAUAAUAGGGCUCUAAUCGAGUUGUCUCGAAAAGCACGCAACCCAAGGGAUGUCCUUCAGCCGAGAGAGAUGGUAUCGAGGGAAGAGCGCAGUGCGCAGAUGGUUGAAGAGACACAAAAUGACGGAAAAGAUUCUUGAUAUGAUCGUCCUCGUCGUCUGCUGUAUCGUCCUGCUGCCGGUUUUUGCUGUCGUCGAGUUCUGGUCGCAUUUGCAGACAGUCGCGCGAUGGGUUAAGAAGAAGUUCGUUUGGUGGGUUUUCGAGCGUUCACGGGAGCGGCGGCAAGCGAAGGAGAGGGAGAAGAUCGCUGAGGCGAAGAAAUGGAGGAAUGCCGUGGAACCGCUGCCGAGGGUGAGGCCGCGGGCCUUGACGUUGCAUUCGCGGGUCCCUCUGCCUGAGAAGGGGCUAGCGGCGCAGGACGCAUCGUUUUCCGCCCAGAAGAAGACGGGGAGAAAGAGACGAGAGAUACCUUGCGCGAUCGAGCCUAGGGUCGUGAAGCAGACAACGACUGAUCAGCUUGGAAAUUGCGACCUAUGGAAGCUACCGUACGAGGUCAGAGAGGAGAUUUGGAAGUACGCAGUUGGUGGCCAUCACAUCCAUAUCGUCAGGCGAAAAGGCCGGCUCGGCAACGUAUAUUGCCCGGCCGAAGAGCCUCUCGACCCGUUGCGGAGGGACUUGUGCAUUUUAAAGAGAGACGAGCAAGGAUACUAUCGGCCUACUGCAUGGCCAAAAGACGCUCGGCCUCUGGCGUUGAUGCUGUCAUGUCGGCAAAUCUAUUCCGAAACUAUCGACUUGCUCUACGAUCUGAAUACGUUCUCAUUCGACGAAGCCGACACCCUGCUCCUGUUCUUCGAAACUCUUCUGCCCCACCGCAGGAACCUCAUCUCAUCCCUCCACUUGACUCCCAACCUCAACACCUACCGUUCCCGACCACAAAGCAAAAUUCUUGCAGAGCUAUAUGAGCCCCCGAGGAGCACACUGACGUCCUGGGCAAAAGCUGUCCAGGUGCUCAACAUGCAAGCGAAUCUGCGCUCUCUUGCCGUCAUACCAGUGCUAUCUUUCCUCGGACAGGGUGGCUGGCCCCAAGGCUCGGUCAUCCUAAACUGCUUCCGGGUGCUCAACGAAGCACGCGUCGACGGAAAGUUCACUUUUACUUUCCCAGACGACCCGUCCGGGACCCUUCUGAGCUCCGAGCCGCGUCUUCGCGGGCCCUGGGCUUUUGAGGUUUUAGAACUCACCAGGGGACCGGCAUUCCAACUCAUGUGUUUCCUCGUCCCGUUUAAUGUGCAAUGCUUGCACUGUUCUUCCUACGUCAUCAUCCGGAAAGCCACCAAAGGCUUCUGCGAAGCCACGCUAAUACGAGCCGAGUCCGACUUCUCCUUCGGCGCGGACGCGGACGGGCAGCCAAAGCUUGGGUUCUAUUGGACGUUUCAUUCGUAUUGCGGCGGCUGGAUGGAGUUCCAGUAUGAUUGGGGGAUGAGGGAGUGGAGCGUUACGCAGGGGGGCAGGGAGCUUAGUGAGCGGGAGGCAGCGAAGCAUUUGGCUGAGCAUGGAAGGAAAUAUCCUGUGCUGGAGAGUGCGCAUGAACGGUAUAAUCGGCUAGCAGUCAAAACUUGGUCAGGGGCGAAUGGGAGUUGGCAUCAUUCGGGGAGAACGAUUGACGAGCCUAUGAGGAAGGCGUUCUAUAGGAAUGUUGGGUGGGCUCGGAAUUGAUUGAAUGUAUGAGGAGUUGAAUGUUGGC